This is a messenger RNA of Planococcus citri (citrus mealybug), 1086 nucleotides long. It is a transcript of the gene Prosbeta5, whose product is annotated as Proteasome beta5 subunit. The record is from RefSeq and is a predicted model, not a curated record. Gene Ontology annotation, cellular component: proteasome core complex. The transcript has 5 exons. NCBI's taxonomy places the organism in Eukaryota, Metazoa, Arthropoda, Insecta, Hemiptera, Pseudococcidae. The coding region runs from base 158 to 979 and encodes 273 amino acids. Gene Ontology annotation, molecular function: threonine-type endopeptidase activity.
UUUUAUCUACAAUUCGACAACAUUACAAGCAGAUUUUCCGUACAGAAAUUGAAAAUCAUCUCAAUUAGUUGAAUUUUUUCGAAUAUUUCACUAUCGAACAGUGUUUUAAUAUUGUUUUUCAAGGUAUUUCGUGUAUAAAUAUAUAAUUCGUGUGAUAAUGGCGCUCGUAGAACUAUGUGGUCUGGGAUCCCAGGUGAAUAUAGCUCCUUGCACUCAAGACCAAGAACUAUCUGAGCAGUUUCAGACCCAGCUAAACUUUUCGAAAAACCCUCUCGAAUUAUGUUUACCUCCUGGAGACCCAAUCGAGUUGAUGAAACGAUUCGCAGUAUCGGACACCGGCAGACCGAUAAAGUUCGAUUUCCAACACGGUACCACGACGUUAGGUUUUAUAUAUCAAGGCGGUGUUAUAUUAUCCGUAGAUUCCAGAGCUACAGGAGGCCAAUACAUCGGAUCGCAGAAUAUGAAGAAAAUCGUCGAAAUCAACGAUUACAUGUUGGGUACAUUGGCCGGUGGUGCUGCCGAUUGCGUUUACUGGGAUAGAGUACUAUCUAAACAGUGUCGUAUUUACGAGCUCAGAAACAGAGAACGUAUAUCUGUCGCAGCUGCCUCUAAAUUAAUGGCUAAUAUGAUCUAUAGCUACAAAGGUAUGGGUCUUUCGAUGGGUAUGAUGUUGGCAGGAUACGAUAAAAGAGGACCUAGUUUAUAUUACAUCGAUAGCGAAGGUAGUCGAACCCAAGGAAAAGUAUUCUCUGUAGGUUCGGGUUCAGUUUACGCAUACGGUGUGUUGGAUAGCGGCUACAGAUACGAUUUAACCGAUGAAGAAGCCUACGAUCUGGGUCGAACAUCCAUUAUGCAUGCUACUCAUCGCGAUGCUUACAGCGGUGGUGUUAUUAGAGUUUAUCACGUUACACCCCAAGGAUGGAAACACAUUUCGAACGAAGACUGUUCCACUCUGUUUUACGCUCGUCAAAAUGAAUAAACAAACGUUGCAAACAUAUUUUAUAUAUUUCUCGCUAAUUUUAUACUGUCUUUGAAUUGAUUUUUUUUUUGUAAGGUGGAGAAAUGAUUAAAAAGUAAUUCUCGUUA